Chelonoidis abingdonii (Abingdon island giant tortoise) is the source of this 2495-nucleotide messenger RNA. The record is from RefSeq and is a predicted model, not a curated record. Lineage: Eukaryota; Metazoa; Chordata; Testudines; Testudinidae.
UGAGAGGAGAGAGGGGUGGGUGCUAUCGUCGUGUCCCUUCCCUGAGCGUGUCGGUGGCGGUGGCUGCAGCGACUGCUGGGAGGGGCGAGCGGCCGGAGGCAGGAUGGAGAAGGCGGCCGGGCGGCGCUGAGCCGGAGGGAAGUUGUGUGAGGGGAGGCUUCGGGUUUGGGGGAGGCAGGCGGCCUGAGAGAGCCGAGGCGGCGGCGGGGCUCGUGUGGGGACGGCUGGGGCUCGGGCUCCGGCUCCGGCUCCGCUGGGAGGCAGGCAGGCAGGAUGGAGCAAGAGGAGAUCCUGAGGAAAUUCAUCCAGCGCGUCCAGGCCAUGAAGGAUACAGACCACAAUGGGGACGACAACUUCGCCAGCGACUUCAUGAGGUUAAGAAGAUUAUCAUCCAAAUAUAGAACUGAAAAGAUCUAUCCAACAGUCAUUGGAGAGAAAGAAGAAAAUGUUAAAAAGAACAGAUAUAAGGACAUAUUGCCAUUUGACCACAGCCGAGUUAAACUGACUUUAAAAACACUCCCGCAAGAUUCAGACUAUAUCAAUGCAAAUUUUAUUAAGGGAGUACAUGGGCCACAAGCAUAUGUUGCUACCCAGGGACCAUUAGCAAAUACAGUAGUAGAUUUCUGGAGAAUGAUAUGGGAGUACAAUGUUGCAAUAAUUGUAAUGGCCUGUCGAGAGUUUGAAAUGGGACGGAAAAAAUGUGAGCGGUACUGGCCUUUGCAUGGAGAAGAAAGUGUAACUUUUGGACCAUUUCAGAUUUCUUGUGAAGCUGAACAAGCAAGAACAGACUACUAUAUUAGAAUGCUAUUACUUGAAUUUCAAAAUGAAACUCGUAGAGUAUAUCAGUUUCAUUAUGUGAACUGGCCUGACCACGAUGUACCUUCAUCUUUUGAUUCUAUUCUGGACAUGAUCAGCUUAAUGAGAGAAUACCAGGAGCAUGAAGAUGUGCCUAUUUGUAUACACUGCAGUGCAGGGUGUGGAAGAACGGGAGCCAUCUGUGCCAUAGAUUAUACAUGGAAUUUGCUAAAAGCUGGGAAAAUACCAGAAGAGUUCAAUGUAUUUAAUUUAAUACAAGAUAUGAGGACACAAAGGCAUUCUGCAGUGCAGACCAAGGAGCAGUAUGAACUUGUCCAUCGAGCCAUAGCACAACUGUUUGAAAAGCAACUACAGAAAUAUGAAAGUUGCACAGACUGGAAGAUUGCUGAUGGAGUGAAUGAAACUAGUACAGAGAAAACUGUCAAUUCUGUAGAUCUUGAGAAACAGGACUCUCCUCCACCAAAGCCUCCACGGACCCGCAGUUGUCUUGUAGAAGGAGACGUUAAGGAAGAAAUCUUGCAGCCUCCAGAGGCUCACCCAGUACCACCCAUCUUAACACCAUCUCCUCCUUCAGCUUAUCCGACAGUCACUACUGUGUGGCAGGACAAUGACAGAUACCAUCCAAAGCCAGUUUUGCACAUAGUUUCAUCAGACCAUUCAACAGACCUCAAUGAAAACUAUAAUAAAUCAACAGAACAUUCAGGGAAAAAUGAACCCAGUGAACGUGUGGAGAAAAAACUUGAGCGUAACUUAAGUUUUGAAAUUAAGAAGGUACCUCUUCAGGAGGGACCACGAAGCUUUGAUGGGAAUACUCUUUUGAACCGAGGACAUGCAAUUAAAAUGAAGUCUGUUUCAUCUUGUGUAAUGGAUAAGAACUCUAAGCCACUGGAUCAUAGUUCAGGGGAUUCACUUGUAGACUCUUCUCAAAACUCUACUAUGGAAAACAAAGCCUUAGUAGCUUCACUGGAAGGGCUGCAGAGCCAGAAGGAUUCUGAUGCUCCACCAAGACCCGACCGUCUGCUUCUCAAAGAGAAGGGGCAUGCCUUGUGGUCACUACACAGGCCUGAAAAUGCACUGCCUACAUCUGUGUCUGAGGAUAUGUCUUCAGAUGUCUUAAGUCAUGGUAUUAAAACAGCCUCUCUGGUACCAAACCCCACAUCUCAAGUAGAAUGCUCUUCCAGUGAAACGGUUGAUCAUCAGAGCAGUAUGCUUUUAGUUAGAGCACCCCUCUGUUUUACUAAUCCUCUUCAUUCCGAUGAUUCUGACACAGAUGAGAGGAACGUUGAUGGAGCCGUGACCAAAAGUAUGUCUAAUAUUUCAACCGCAAGUGCCACAGUUUGUGCUUCCACUAGUACUGAAAACAUUUCUUCUAGAAAAGUAUUAUCAAUGUCCAUUGCUAGACAAGAUGUUCCAAGCAUAAGACAUUUUGAAGAUGAAAAAGGUAGGUUUUUUGUAUUUCAGCUAUAUUUGUCACAUUUAAUCUGUAGAGUGGGAAAAUAUUCAUAAUUUUAAGACAGUAUUGCAGAGAAAUAUUUAAUUAUAAAUCUUAAACUUUAAAUUGACAGUAUAGCUGCUUCUGCAACAAUCUAAUUUAGUUUUCCAAUCUUCUUUUCUCCUGUGAGUUAACCCUGUUGUAUUACUAGAAACCUUGAUAAACUGUCUCAAGUGCUGUAUUAAGA